AUGGAGGUUCCAAGCUCUGAGGAAGUAGUUCAAUUUAUGAACUCUUGUCUCUCUCAGAUCAAAUGGCGACUUAAAUCCACUUCCAAACGCCGCCUCGAAAUAGAUGUGCUGGCAUUAUGCACGGGAAUGAGACCAGUAGUGAUGAUUGACUAUGGUGGAAAGUUGCCUGAGCUACAAGAUCGCUUGCUCUCACUUCUUGAGCUUAUCCAAGAGGGUUUACCAAUUUUCAAAGAUCUGAAGGUUAUGGUCAUAGAAGAUAUGAUUUACCUGAUAAACGUAAGAAGAAUGCCCAAGUUUGUAAGUUCGAGCUUAAAUUCUGAACCUGAAUUGUUCUUUGUCGACUUGGAACAAGACCCUCCAAAGAUGGUAGAACAAAGCAAGGAUAGCAAUCUAGGAAUGCAGCUUAGAUCGAUUCAGGAACAAUUCUCUUUGACAUUUCCUUUAGAAGGCAUCGAUAAUGAUACCACUGCAACAGCAGCUGAUGAGGCUAAAUCUUCUCAGUCUUCUUUAUGCAUUGAUCUUAGUUGUUGUUUACAAGACACUAAGGUUACAAUCCCAACCUUAAACGGAUGGCUCCUGGACUAUCCGGUUGUGUAUUUAUUUGGCACAGAUCACAUAGAAGAAGCAAUCUACAACCUAACAACCAAGUCUCUCCGCAUAUUCAAAGUUCAAGUCCAAAGGAACGGGACCACUGGGGACUCCCCUUUAGAAGAGCUGACUAGUUUUUCGGUGCCAUAUGAUCUGAGUAUGGAAGGUAGCAAGGAAGUGUGGGCUGAAACAUUUCUGGAGCGGAUGUGUUCGAGGUGGGAAGAAUGCAAACAUAUUUGGAGAUCUUUGGAUAUGGAAGUUACUGAAUGUUAUCCUCAAGCAAUUGUUCUUUAA
This is a messenger RNA of Microthlaspi erraticum, 882 nucleotides long. NCBI's taxonomy places the organism in Eukaryota, Viridiplantae, Streptophyta, Magnoliopsida, Brassicales, Brassicaceae. The record is from the annotation of a GenBank genome assembly.